Pantherophis guttatus is the source of this 1761-nucleotide messenger RNA. The record is from RefSeq and is a predicted model, not a curated record. NCBI's taxonomy places the organism in Eukaryota, Metazoa, Chordata, Lepidosauria, Squamata, Colubridae.
AUGGAUUCUGUUAAGAAAAAAGCAAGGAAAACUCUCAAGUACGACAAAGAAUAUCUUAAAUUUAGAUUCUCACGGACUGGAGAUGAAAAUGAGCCUAUUCCACUUUGCGUCAUUUGUUUUGAAAAUCUAACAAAUGAAAGCAUGAAACCAUCCAACUUAAAGCGCCAUUUUGAGACAAACCAUAAUCAGUACAAAGAUAAACCCAUAGAUUUUUUUGAAAAUAAACUUAAGGGUUUAAAUCAGUCUCGAAAAGUAAUGCAGGGUUUGACGGGAGGUGACAAUCAAAAAAUACUAGAAGCUUCGUAUCGCGUGUCGCUUUUAAUUGCCAAAUGUAGUGCAGCGGAAACCAUUGGCGAAAUUUUAAUCAAGCCUGCAGCCAAGAUAAUGGCAGAAGUAAUGAUAGGAGAUAGAGCGAAACAAACUUUUGACUGCGUUCCUCUCUCAAAUAAUACAGUUCAUCGACGAAUCAUUGAUAUGUCUAAUAAUGUAAAACAGAUGUUAUUAUCUGAUAUUUCUCAAAGUCGUUAUUAUGCAUUGCAAGUUGAUGAGUCCACCAACAUUGCGAAUUUUGCAAAUCUUAUGGCAUUUGUUAGAUACGAAAAAAAUCAAGAAAUUCAUGACGACUUUUUAUUUUGCCAGCCUUUAUUAGGUCACACAACAGGAGAAGAUAUAUUUAAUGUUAUGAAUACAUUUAUGCAAGAGAACAAAAUUGAUUGGAAUAGAUGUGUUGGAAUAAGCACAGAUGGAGCAAAAAGUAUGGUCGGAAUUAAUAAAGGACUCGUUGCAAGAAUUCAAAAUGUUGCUCCAAAUGUCAUAUCCACACAUUGUUGCAUACACAGAGAGGCUUUGGCAACACGUAAGAUGCCCGCUGAUCUACAGAAAGUUCUGGAUGAAAGCGUGAAAAUCAUUAACUACAUUAAAAGCCGUCCUUUGAAUGCACGACUUUUUUCGCAAAUAUGUGAAGAAAUGGGAAGUAGUCAUACCCAGCUGCUUUUUCAUACCGAUGUUCGUUGGCUAUCUCGGGGAAAAAUUCUAAACCGAUUGUUCGAACUUAGACAUGAACUUCAAUGCUUUCUUAAUGAUAGAUUUGAGUUGAGAAAUUGUUUACAUGACUGGAAAUGGCUUUGUAAACUAGCAUACUUAGCAGAUAUAUUCUCUGUUUUAAAUUGCCUCAACUUAUCGUUACAAGGCAAAGAAAUUUCAUUGUUUCACGUUCAAGAUAAAGUGAACGCUACCAUCGCAAAACUAAAUUUAUGGCAAAAGAGAGUUGGUAAUGGAGAAGUAGACUCGUUUCCCUCUCUUCAUGAGUUUAUAACAAGUUCGGCUACUAAAAUUGAGGCUGAUAUUCUGAAAUGCAUAAUACAGCAUUUGGAGAGUUUGCAAGUUGGCUUGAAAAACUAUUUCCUUGAUUUAAACAAAAAUAUUGAAUGGAUAAGAUAUCCGUUCAACAUUAACACAACAUCCAUGCCAGAAGGUUUGUCGCAUGCGGAAGAAGAGCAAUUGUUGGAGUUAGCUUCGGACGGAUUCUUGAGAAAUAAACAUAAGGAGUGUACUUUAACAUCAUUCUGGUUACAAAUGCAACAUGUGUAUCCGGUUUUAACAGAAAAAGUCCUGAAAUACAUCUUGCCUUUUCCAACUUCAUAUUUAUGCGAAGUUGCUUUUUCUGCAUUUGUAGACAUUAAGUCGAAAAAAAGGAACAGACUAUUGGACGUGGAACCGCAUCUCAGAUUAAAAAUUAACAACCAGGGAACCAAAUUAUGA